AGAGAGAGAGAGAGAGAGAGAGAGAGAGACAACUGACACACUGAAGAAGCAAAUCUGUUUCCUGUAUUACAACUUAGUUCCUUAACAGUUGUUUUACAGCGGCAGCCGGCAAAGGUUUUUCAAAAGUAUAGGAAAAUGCAAGCAAUAAAGUGUGUGGUGGUCGGAGAUGGAGCUGUGGGAAAGACCUGUCUUCUCAUCAGCUACACUACCAAUGCUUUCCCUGGGGAGUACAUUCCCACAGUGUUUGAUAACUACUCAGCAAAUGUAAUGGUGGAUAGCAAACCAGUCAACCUGGGCCUCUGGGAUACAGCUGGACAGGAAGACUAUGACAGACUGCGGCCACUGUCCUACCCUCAGACGGAUGUGUUUCUCAUCUGUUUCUCUCUGGUGAGCCCAGCAUCGUUUGAAAACGUCAGAGCCAAGUGGUAUCCAGAGGUGAGGCACCACUGCCCUUCCACUCCAAUUAUUCUAGUUGGCACCAAGCUCGAUUUGAGAGAUGAGAAGGAGACCAUCGAGAAGCUGAAGGAGAAAAAACUGGCACCAAUCACUUACCCACAGGGUCUUGCAUUGGCCAAAGAAAUAGAUGCCGUAAAAUACCUGGAGUGUUCUGCUCUCACUCAGAGAGGUCUAAAGACAGUGUUUGAUGAGGCCAUCCGGGCUGUGCUAUGCCCACAGCCCACCAAGGUCAAGAAGAAGGGCUGCGUGCUGCUCUAAGGAUGCACGGUACAUUUUUAUACUCGUCACUGUAAAACAGGUACCAGAGAAAUCCACUGGCUUUCUCCCACAAACCAACAAGGGAUGCAACAAGGGAUUACAUUACGAAAACCUUUCUUCUCUUUUUAGAUGAAAAUACCACAUUGAUGCCAAUGAAUUAAUAUUGUUGUUGACAAUAUAUUUAAUCAUAUUUUAACUGAUAUUUUGUUAUAUUGUGACUGAUGUAGUUGAAACAUUUUAUUGGGUAAACAGUUGUGUAUUGUCUUUUCAAAACAAUAUAAAUGUGUCAACAUGUGAUCAUUUCUAGACCAAAAAAGCACAAGUACUUGUUACACAGAGUUGAUUUUUUUAGACACAUGAAUCACAUCCAUAUAAUACUUAAAUAGUUAUUUUUGGCAAAAAUGGCAAAAAUAAACUAUACAACUCUGUUUCCAGA
This is a messenger RNA of Megalobrama amblycephala (Wuchang bream), 1150 nucleotides long. RefSeq names its product Rac family small GTPase 2 (gene rac2). Gene Ontology annotation, molecular function: GTP binding; GTPase activity. NCBI's taxonomy places the organism in Eukaryota, Metazoa, Chordata, Actinopteri, Cypriniformes, Xenocyprididae. The record is from RefSeq and is a predicted model, not a curated record. The coding region runs from base 136 to 714 and encodes 192 amino acids. Gene Ontology annotation, biological process: small GTPase-mediated signal transduction. The transcript is spliced from 7 exons.